UGGAUUUUAUGUUUUCAAUUGAAUGGCUCUAAAUAAUCACGACGUUCAAAUAGAUUUGUCUAACACUGAAUUAGAUCGAACUGAGGUAAAAGCUAGUGAGACCAUGUCAAGUCUGCCGACUCAAAGUCGCAAGAAACUAAUCGUCUGUUGUGCCGGAAUAUUUAUCUGUUAUUUCUACUAUGGGAUUAUUCAAGAAAGAAUAACCAGAGUUCCGUAUGGGGAAGAAAAAGAAAAGUUUGUCUAUCCUAUGACUUUGGUUUUUAUACAAUGUAUAGUAAAUGCUCUCUUUGCAACAGUAGUUAUCAAAUUGACAUAUUCUUCUUCUGACAUUGAUCGAACACCAAAAUCACUGUACAUCUGGUGUGCAUUUUCAUAUGUUGGCGCAAUGCUUGCAAGUAAUGCAGCCCUGCAGUAUGUUAGUUAUCCAACUCAGGUUUUAGGAAAGUCAGUGAAACCAAUACCAGUAAUGAUUCUUGGUGUUCUUAUUGCAAAGAAGAGAUAUCCUCUUGCAAAAUAUCUGUUUGUCCUCAUGAUUGUAUGUGGAGUAGCGUUAUUUUUGUAUAAAGAUAAAAAGCAGAAGACGGAUCAACAUCAUGAUCCUGUCAUCGGAAUUGGUGAGAUUCUACUGUUAGUAUCUUUGACCCUUGAUGGAAUGACCGGUGCGACGCAGGACAAAAUGAGAGUAGAAUAUAACAUACGAUCACAUUACAUGAUGCAAAAAAUUAACAUUUGUUCAUUUUUCAUCCUUGGAACUGGUAUUGUUAUGACCGGGGAAAUUUGGAAAUCAAUCGCAUUCUGUCAACGCCACCCAUCAGUUUUACCAAACAUGCUAUCAUUUAGUAUUGCAAGUGCUUUAGGACAGAACUUUAUAUUUAUUACUGUUACGACAUUUGGACCACUGACGUGUUCAAUAGUGACCACAACAAGAAAAUUCUUUACAAUAUUGGCCUCAGUUUUAUUUUACGGCAACGCUUUGGUUUCCAGACAGUGGCUUGGGGUGCUCUUUGUUUUCCUGGGUCUCGGGCUUGACAGCCUCUUUGGAAAAACUAGAAAAUAAUUUCAACCACUAAGCAAAUUUGUUUGUGCGAAACGAAGUCCAUCAUGUUUGUUUGUGCGAAACAAAGUCCAUCGAAAACCAAGUUAGAAAACCGGAGUCCAUCAGCAUGAUCGGUCAAUGAAUUAUAACGUUAGCUGCGAAAAUGGAGGAUCGCUUCUUACGUCACAAUCGUUCGCACAAACAAAUUCGCGUAAUGGAGAACAGCUUUAAAACCUAAUGGGAAAAAGUCAAAGCUGGCGGCCGAUGGUGUUCAAUCUCACAAGGAGAACGGAUCCCAAAUGGUUGAAAUUGCGGCUAAGAAACGUCAAAUUUUGGAUACUCUUCUCUGGUUUGUGUAAAAGGCGUGGACGAUUUGUACAAUAAAUAUCUA
Molecule: messenger RNA, 1427 nt
Organism: Dendronephthya gigantea
Lineage: Eukaryota; Metazoa; Cnidaria; Anthozoa; Malacalcyonacea; Nephtheidae
Product: solute carrier family 35 member B1-like
Exons: 9
Coding region: 23-1057 (344 amino acids)
Biological process (GO): UDP-galactose transmembrane transport
Cellular component (GO): endoplasmic reticulum membrane; Golgi membrane
Molecular function (GO): UDP-glucose transmembrane transporter activity; UDP-galactose transmembrane transporter activity
Source: RefSeq, a predicted model, not a curated record